Molecule: messenger RNA, 2154 nt
Organism: Symbiodinium sp. CCMP2592
Lineage: Eukaryota; Dinophyceae; Suessiales; Symbiodiniaceae
Source: the annotation of a GenBank genome assembly
AUGGCUGAUGAUCGUGUCGAACGCCUGUCUACACGGCUGGAAUCCCAGCCAAUUUUGAGGAGAAGAUUCAGGAAAGGAUUGGAUUGGAUCAAAACGCCUCCUGAAGCCCUUGGCGACAAUACUUUGCUUACAACCAAUGCCUUGAACUUGAACUUCAGCUCCCUGCGAGAAACCAUCCAAUGGAUGUCCACCCCGAAGAUCUCGGUCAAGUCGCUCUUCAAGAAGAUGAACCACGUGCCGGAGGAGAAAAGGCAACCUUGGAUUGAUGCCUGGUCCAUAAGGACCAUGGUCAGCUUUGCUUUGAAACGGCAGAGAGAUUCGGAAGAGAAUGUUCGCAAGCUGUUCAAGAUCAUCAAGCGCCGACGAAAGGAGUGGGCCAGAGCUGCAAGCAGGAAUCGACUUCAGGAGGAGGAAGAUGAGCAGGAAGAGGAAUCCGGGGAGGAUGAGAAUGAACCAGAGGAGGCAGAAGAUGAUCAUGAGGAUAAGAAGGGUAAGGGCAAGGGGCCCGCACACGGGGCCGCAGAUGACAAGGAGCAGGAAGAGGAUUCUGCCGGGGAGGGGGAAGGAGAGGAGGAGGAAGAUGUUGAUGCUCACGAUGCGAUUGUGGAACUGCCCGGUAGUGGUGGAAGUAGCAGCUAUGGAAUGCAACAGAAACGUGAUAAGCUCGCCGAAAUCAAUGCCCAGAUCGCAGAACUACGAAAAUCUUUGAUCGGGUACUUGGUGAGCCCAUCCGCAUCGAUGACAGCCCUGAACCCGAACGACGUCCUGCCCUUCGCCGUGCUCGCUCCAAGCGACCCAGCCCAGGAGCCAAUCCUGAUGAAGAGGACACCCAAGUAUGAGACUUCGGCUACUUUGCAUGGCCUCUCCUCAGCCGAGACCCUUGUGUUGCCGGGAAAGCCCUUGGACCGAGUGGAGCCCGAGGUUUCAGAGCCGAUCGUGACUGCCCAGGAGCAGAAUGCUUUGCGAGCACUGAAACGUCCUGCUAAGCGGGGACCCAAGGGCCAGGGGAAAGGAUGCAAGGGCAAGGACGGGGAAAAGGCAGAGGACGUGGGCGAGGCCGUGCUGAGGAUGUGCCAGCAGCUCUACGAGCUGCUGAGGAUGCAGGUGCCGUGGUGCCAGCAGAUCCAGCAGAUGCUGAGGAUACAGGUGCGAAUCCGCCGCCGGCAGCGGGUGGAGAUGGAGAAGCCCGUGAGCUGGGAUGCCCAAGGUGCCGGUGGAGCCGUGGAGGCUGCCUCACGUGCCGGAAUCCCAGCUACGUGUAUCGAGGAGUCCGUGGACGGCCACGAACCCGCAGCAGAGCUUGCUUUGGCAGAGCUGAAAGUCAAGGCCGAGCAGAUCCGCAGAGGUUGGUCGUCUCAGGAAGAUGCUGCCCUGGCGGCUCCUGUGCUUCCAGAAGUUGCUAGCACGGCUCCCCCAGCAGCCGGUGAUGAGCAGCAACACGCAAACGAUGAACACGAGGGUUGCCAUGAUGACUUAGCAGCAGAAACCGAGGCAAACCAGGAAAGCACUGCCACAGCAACAGCAGCAACCGAUGCAGACCAGGAAAGCACUGCCACAGCAACAGCAGCAACCGAUGCAGACCCGGAAUGCACUGACUCACCAGCAGCAGCAACCAAUGCAGACCUGGAAUGCACUCGCACAGCAGCAGCAGCAACCAAUGCAGUCACACGUCGUCCUGUAGCAACACCUGCCCGUACUCCACAACAGAUUUCACGACCAAUCUCAACCGAUGCACAGCCGAGAUCCCAGCAACUGUGGGAGCAAGAGUUCCCAGCAUCACCGCAUGCUGCCCCAACUCCCCCGAGUCCGGAUGAUGAUGAUGAUCUCCUGAUUAUGGAUGUUGAUCCCGAAGCUAGGCAGCAAAAGCAUUGGUGUAGAGGCAAGUUGUGCAAUCAUAGUCUACAUAGCCACGACGUCCUUACCCAUAUAUGGAGUUGCUACAUAAGACAUCGUUCCAAUAAAUGCCGGUCUAUCCCUAUAUAUAUAUAUAUAUAUACCUGUGGCCGUUACAACCUACUUAUUAUUGGUUGUGCCGGGUAUAACCCGGUUAUUGUACCUACGCCCGAUUAUAAUUGGGUGGCCGAAAUCGGCGCCCGUAUUUCACUGGAGCCCCUAAACCCGGGUCCAUAUAACCCUCAUAAUCCUCGAGAAUAA